This is a messenger RNA of Trametes versicolor FP-101664 SS1, 894 nucleotides long. Its product is annotated as proline-specific peptidase. Gene Ontology annotation, biological process: proteolysis. Lineage: Eukaryota; Fungi; Basidiomycota; Agaricomycetes; Polyporales; Polyporaceae. Bases 1 to 894 code for a protein of 297 amino acids. Gene Ontology annotation, molecular function: peptidase activity. The record is from RefSeq and is a predicted model, not a curated record. The transcript has 2 exons.
AUGUCGACCACGCAUACACUCACCACGGAAGGCACCGUCCCCUUCACCUACAAUGGCGAGACGUACGAGACGUACUACAAAGUCCUCGGCGACCUCUCCGACCGCUCCCGCACGCCCCUCAUCGGUCUCCACGGUGGUCCUGGACUCGUGCACAAUUACCUUGUCCCGCUCGCCGACCUGACCGUGGCCUCCGCCACGCCCGUCGUGCUCUACGAUCAGCUCGGAAACGGACGCUCAUCGCACGUGCGCGACAAACCUCCUACGUUCUGGACGGUCGACCUCUUCGUCGCGGAAUUGCAGAACCUCCUCACCCAUCUCGGCGCGCAGGACUCCUUCGACCUGCUCGGCCACUCCUGGGGCGGCGUUCUUGGGGCGGAGUUCGCGGUGCGCACGCAAUCCGCAGGCCUGAAACACCUCGUGCUCUCAAACUCGCUCGCGUCGUUCGAGCUGUGGAUCCAGAGCGUCGGCGGGCUGCUGCAGUCGUUCCCCCCAGAGGUGCAGGCGGGGAUCGGGGGAGGGAUGAGCGACACGAAGAAGUAUAGGGAGGCGAUUCUGGCGCUGCACGCGGUGCACGGGUGCACGGUGAAGCCCCCGCCGGAGGAGUACUUCUACUCGCUCGACGCGAGCAUCGGGGAGGGCGGAGACCCGACUGUAGCGCACGCGCCGCUCAUGGUCGGCUGGAGCAUCAUCGACCGGCUGCACCUCGUGCGCGUGCCGACGCUCGUGCUGAACGGGCGCAAGGACAUCUCGCAGGACUUCGUCGUUGCGCCGUUCUUCGAGCGGAUCCCGAAGGUGAAGUGGGUCACGUUCGAGAACUCGAGCCAUACGCCGUUCUUCGAGGAGCGCGAGCGGUACAUGCAGGUUGUCGCCGGUUUCUUGAAGCUCAAUGCCUGA